AUGAAGGACCUCGAGACGCAUCCGGCUAUCAAUGAACAACUGUACUCCAGACAGCUGUAUGUGCUGGGCACAGAUGCCAUGAGGAAGCUUCGGCUGUCUUCCAUGCUGGUGUCUGGCAUGAAGGGGCUAGGUGUGGAGAUUGCCAAGAACCUCGUCCUGGCUGGAGUGGGCAGACUCACCCUGCAUGACCCCAGCCCUGCCUGCUGGAUGGAUCUCGCUUCCCAAUUCUUCCUAUCAGAGAAGGACAUAGGACAAAACAGGGCCAAAGCAUCUCUGCCCCACCUGGCCCAGCUCAACAGUUCUGUGUGCAUCGAUAUACAUGACGGACCCCUCACUGAGACGGAGCUGCAAGGUUUCCAGGUGGUGGUCCUGACAGACUCCACACUCCAAGAACAGCUACAGGUGGGCAGCCUUUGUCAUGAGCUUGGGGUGCACUUCCUGGUGGCCAGCACUCGGGGCCUGGUGGGACAACUUUUCUGUGACUUUGGCAAGGAAUUCACCAUCUACGACCCCUCUGAAGCCGAACCCUUAGGGAACAGCAUUGAGCACAUCUCUCAGGGUUCUCCUGGUAUACUCACUGUUCUUGAAGAAAAUGGCCACCGCUUCCAGGAUGGGGACAGGGUGACCUUCUCUGGCAUUGAGGGCAUGACGGAGCUCAAUGACUGCGAUCCCCGGCCCAUCCGGGUUCGAGACAAAUGGACCCUGGAGAUUGGGGAUACAAUGGCCUUUUGCCCCUACCUGGGAAGUGGAGCCAUCACAGAGGUCAAGAAACCCCAGACUCGUUCCUAUGAAGCCUUGUCCUCCUCCCUGCACCAUCCCAGGAUCAUGGCAGCUGGUCCUCGGGAGAUAGAGCGUGGCCGAUGCUUGCACUGGGCCUUCCAAGCUCUGCACAAGUUCCAGGCUCAGACUGGCCGCCUCCCCAGACCCUGGGACCUGGGGGAUGCGAAUGAGCUGGUGGUCCUAGCCCGGGGUCUGGACCCCCUUCAGGGAGAUAAUGGCAAAAAGGGGAACGAGCCCUUCGAUGAGGCACUGGUGAAAGAGUUUGCCAUGACUUGCACUGGGGACCUGAGCCCCAUCAACUCGGUGCUUGGCGGGAUAGCAGCCCAGGAGAUGCUGAAGGCAGCCUCAGGGAAGUUCAUCCCCCUGGACCAGUGGCUCUACUUUGAUGCCCUCGAAUGCCUGCCAGAAGAUGGAAAGUCCCCACUGAGAACAGAGGCAUGUGCCCGGAGAGACUGCCGUUACGAUGGUCAGAUUGCUGUGUUCGGGGCUGAUUUCCAGAAGAAGUUGGGGGAGCAGAACUACUUUCUGGUCGGGGCAGGAGCCAUUGGCUGUGAGCUGCUCAAGACCUUUGCGAUGGUGGGGUUAGGAGCUGGGCAGGGUGGGGGCAUCACGGUCACCGACAUGGACACUGUGGAACUCUCCAACCUCAGCCGUCAGUUCCUUUUCCGGUCACAGGACUUGAAUAAGCACAAGGCAAAAGCAGCGGCUCUAGCUGUGAAGGGCAUGAACCCAGCUCUCCGUGUGACGGCACACACGAAUGAACUGGGCCCCGACACCGAGCAGAUCUAUGGGGAUGACUUCUUCUCCAGCCUCGAUGGUGUGGCUUCUGCCCUGGACACUUUCCAGGCCCGUCAGUAUGUGUCUGAACGCUGUGUCCACUAUCUGAAGCCAAUGCUGGAGUCGGGCACUCGGGGCACCCAAGGCAGUGCUGCCAUCUUUGUGCCCUACCUGACCCAGCCCUACAGCAUGCCUCCCCAAGAUGCCACGGAGACUGCACACCCCAUCUGUACCCUACGCUACUACCCCAGUACCAUCGAGCAUACCCUGCAGGACACCAACCUGGAUUAUAUUCUGGCAGCUGCCAACCUGUAUGCCAAGACCCAUAAACUACCAGGCUCCCAGGACCGGGAUGAAUUACAGCGGAUGCUGCAGGAAUUACCAGCGCCUGCCUUCCAGCACCAAGCCCACACCUCCGUCUUUGCCGAGGCCUCAGCAGAAUGGGAUCCCACCCAUCUACAAGAACUCCUCUCAGCUCUGGAGAAAUGGCCGGGGACCUCCUUGGAGCCACAGUUGUUUGAGAAGGAUGAUGACAGUAAUUUCCACAUGGAUUUCAUUGUGGCUGCUUCCAAUCUUCGGGCGAAGAACUAUGGAAUCCCCCUGGCUGACCGCAGGAAGAGUAAGAAGAUUGUAGGGAGGAUCAUCCCAGCCAUAGCCACCACAACAGCUGUGAUGGCUGGGCUGAUGGGUUUGGAGUUGUAUAAGAUUGUGAUGGGGCAUCAGCGUCUCAGCUCCUACCGCCAUAGCUCGCUCCACCUGGCUGUGCCUCAACUCUCUCGCUGGAUCCCCGAAGCUGCGAGUGUCCAACAGUACCGUGAUAUGAAGUGGACGUCCUGGGACCGGCUGACAGUGUCUGCUCCUGCCCCAGGUCAGCCAGAGAUGACCCUGAAGGACCUGCUCACCUAUCUCCAGGAGAAGCACCACCUUCCAGUGACCAGGUUACUGCUGGGCCCUCAUCUCCUCUACUCAAGGUGCUGUCCAAAGGCUCAGCAAAACCUCCAGCUCAGGGUGACAGAACUGGUGCGUCAGGAGACUGACAAAGAGCUGAAGGAGGGCCAGAAGGAGCUAGUGUUUAGGAUCAUCUGUGAGGGCGAAGAUUUGGACACCACCCUCCCCCCAUUGCAUUACUGCCUUCGCUGAGCCCAGGCUGAAAGGAUGGACACAUGCCUGAGCCGCCAGCCCCAGAAUCAUUAAUAAAACAGUUGAUGAAACCAGGUGAUGGUGACCAAUUGGAAAUCAGAAAGAAAAUUGCUUGAAAUGUUGCCAGCCAAUCAGAUUCUCUUCUAGCUCAGGAUUCUUCCUCUCCAGCCCAGGGAACAAGCUGCUACAUUGAGCCCCUCUUUUCCCUUUCCUCCCAUCUCCCCCCUCCCCAUUGGAGACUCGGGCACC
Molecule: messenger RNA, 2946 nt
Organism: Gracilinanus agilis (Agile Gracile Mouse Opossum)
Lineage: Eukaryota; Metazoa; Chordata; Mammalia; Didelphimorphia; Didelphidae
Gene: UBA7
Product: ubiquitin like modifier activating enzyme 7
Exons: 21
Coding region: 1-2697 (898 amino acids)
Biological process (GO): protein sumoylation
Cellular component (GO): cytoplasm; SUMO activating enzyme complex
Molecular function (GO): SUMO activating enzyme activity
Source: RefSeq, a predicted model, not a curated record